GGUUUAUAUAAAGAGUUGAAGGGUGGAGCUUCUCUUAUGUUUAGACGAUUGCCAGCAUGAGGGACCUGAUAUUCCUGGCACUGCUUGGAGCUGCGUUUGCUGCAGCUGAGGAUGAUAAGAUUGUCGGAGGGUAUGAGUGUCCCAGACACUCUGUUCCCUACCAGGUGUCUCUGGAUGCUGGAUACCACUUCUGCGGAGGAUCCCUGAUCUCCAGCCAGUGGGUGUUGUCUGCUGCUCACUGCUUCAUGUCUCGUAUCCAAGUCCGACUCGGUGAGCACGACAUCGGCGUGAACGAGGGCACCGAGCAAUGGAUCGACGGCUCCAAGAUUAUCAAGCACCCUCAGUACAACAGCUACAGCCUGGACAACGACAUCAUGCUGAUCAAACUGAGCCGCCCCGCCACCCUCAACAGCUUUGUCCAGACCGUGGCCCUGCCCUCCCACUGCCCCGCGCCUGACGAGGACUGCCUGGAGUCCGGGUGGGGCAACACGUCGGCCGACGGCAGCGACUAUCCCGACAGGCUGCAGUGCCUCAGGCAGCCCAUUAUCGAUGACAGGAUCUGCAGGAACGCCUACCCAGACCUCCUCACCGAGAACAUGCUCUGCUCCGGGUUCAUGCAAGGGGGUGCCAGCAGCUGCCAGGGGGACUCUGGAGGUCCUCUGGUGUGUAGUGGUCAGCUGCAGGGGAUCGUGUCCUGGGGUUAUGACUGCGCCAUGAAGGGACACCCCAGCGUCGCCACCCGUGUGUGCCGUUACAACAGCUGGAUCAGUUCUGUUAUGGGCAACAAUUGAAGACACACAACCCCCCCCCCAACAACUAGUGUACAUACAAUCUCACACUGCAACACCACACUAGUCAUACUCUGUUUAUUUGGAACACCUUAGGUAUUAUUAUCAGUCAUUUACAUCUCAUGAACAAAAAGAUAAGGCCCAAUUUCUGUAAUCAACAGUCAUGAUGAAGAAUAAAUAAAUAAAUAAAAUAAUUUAGCAUCUA
Molecule: messenger RNA, 993 nt
Organism: Pleuronectes platessa (European plaice)
Lineage: Eukaryota; Metazoa; Chordata; Actinopteri; Pleuronectiformes; Pleuronectidae
Product: trypsin-3
Exons: 5
Coding region: 57-791 (244 amino acids)
Biological process (GO): proteolysis
Molecular function (GO): serine-type endopeptidase activity
Source: RefSeq, a predicted model, not a curated record